Messenger RNA from Apodemus sylvaticus (European woodmouse), 1756 nucleotides. It is a transcript of the gene Grem2, whose product is annotated as gremlin 2, DAN family BMP antagonist. Gene Ontology annotation, biological process: animal organ morphogenesis. Bases 264 to 770 code for a protein of 168 amino acids. Lineage: Eukaryota; Metazoa; Chordata; Mammalia; Rodentia; Muridae. Gene Ontology annotation, molecular function: BMP binding; receptor ligand activity. The record is from RefSeq and is a predicted model, not a curated record. The transcript has 2 exons.
AGAGGACUCAGUGCUGUCUCCAGCUCCUUCCACAUCUGCAGGCGCGGCCGGGACGCGCUCCGCCCUCUGCGCGCUCCGCUAGGCUCUGCUCGCUCCGCUCCGCACACCCUCGCUGCUUCGCUGGCCUCCUGCAGAACCAGGCUGCGGCUGCCCCCGAAGAUCCGGCGCACGCCCCGCUGUGGAUCGUGUCAUUCACACUGAGGAGAGGGACGGGGAGACACACAAGGAAACCUAGGAGGAGGCUUCCAUCUCGUCAUUGCAGGAUGCUCUGGAAGCUCUCGUUGACCUUGCUCCUGGUGGCUGUGCUGGUAAAGGUAGCUGAAACCCGGAAGAACCGGCCUGCGGGCGCCAUCCCCUCGCCUUACAAGGAUGGUAGCAGCAACAACUCAGAGAGAUGGCAUCACCAGAUCAAGGAGGUGCUGGCCUCCAGCCAGGAGGCCCUGGUGGUCACCGAGCGCAAGUACCUCAAGAGUGACUGGUGCAAGACGCAGCCACUGCGGCAGACAGUGAGCGAGGAGGGUUGCCGCAGUCGCACCAUCCUCAACCGCUUCUGCUAUGGCCAAUGCAACUCCUUCUACAUCCCGCGCCACGUGAAGAAGGAGGAGGACUCCUUCCAAUCCUGCGCUUUCUGCAAGCCCCAGCGUGUCACCUCUGUCAUCGUGGAGCUCGAAUGCCCGGGCCUCGAUCCACCUUUCCGAAUCAAGAAAAUCCAGAAGGUGAAGCAUUGCAGGUGCAUGUCCGUGAACCUGAGUGACUCGGACAAGCAGUGAACUCACGAGGCAGAAUGCAGCUCAGCCUUGAGCAACCUUACUCCUGGGUUGCGCCACCGCCACUUCUGUUGAGCUCACUCACACUCUGCCCGGUGUCCCAGUCAGCAGCAAAUGUGUCUUUUAGGGCUAACAGUGUCCUUGUCACAAAUGAGGACCACAAGUCCACAAGUGAAGCUUUGUUGACUGUCCCAGAUCCACCCCAGGCUACACUUGUGUCUCUAAAUCCACCUUGUAGAUCGGACACAGAAGAUGUUGGAAAACUCCACCCCCAGAAAUUCGACAGGACUUUUCAGGAGAUGCACUGUCAUUCGGGAUUGACGAGUCCACCAUGUGGAAACACAAGUCUUUUCCUGGUCACAUACUGCACUCAAGCUUGACCCUUCCCCUGGUGAAGAAUGCACGACUCUUCUGUCGCAAACCUUUGUUGGUCACCGGACUCCUGUGGUGUGGGCAUUCAUUCUUCUGACCUGGGAGCUGCCCAGCUCUGCCGCUGCUGUGAUGCCCAUGUGGGCAUCAUGUAUAAAAGAGAUGCUCACCCUCAAGGGGUUCCAGAACAAACCUGGUACCCACGAGGACAAGCCAAACUGAGUGGAUCAGGAAAUGGACUUCCCUGGGAACUGUACCGAGCAGGCAGGAUUCUCCACACCUCUGGACACCACGACAUCUUUUUUUCUCCUCAUAGCCCCCAUCUAUAGCUCAAGAUAAAUUCUGGUGCGCAUACUAUUCCCGCUGCCGUGUUAUCACUCACAAGGUCUCUGUAUUAAUGCCAGUUUUAUAAUUGACCUAUCAUGUUAAAAACAGUUAAAAGUAUUAUCGACAUAGUCAUAUAUCAAGUCACGUGUUUGGACUCUAGCUUUGCAGCACCAUUCUGAAUAGGGAGUAGAGAGAGGGUUGAGUGAUCUGUGGAAAAGUAUUUUACAGAGGAAAAACUGCCUUUCAGGUCAGCAAGUCACUGCCCCCCACCAACACACACUUUUUUUUCUUUU